AUGAAUAGUAAUAAUAGUAAUAAUAAUAGUUUAUUUAAAGGUUUGGUGUUUAUGACACUUGGUAAAACAAGUGUACCAAGUUAUCAGCUAACAGAUUUGAUCAAAUCGAAAUCGGGUGACACCAGCUUCACUCUGACUUCAAAGGUUAAUUAUGUUUUGACAAAUUCAGUCGAUUCAAUUGUUGCUUCGAAAUUAAAGCAAAUACAACAACUCUCCAUUCCUAUUUUGAAUGAUUCAUUUGUUAUCGAGUGUUGUAAAACCAAUUCGUUAAUUAAUAUAUCAUCAUAUCAGUUGAAUUCAGUACAACAACAACAAUCAACAUCUUUAACAUCUUUAUCAGUUUCAAUAAGCGAAAAGAAAAAUGAAUGUUUAACUUCUUCUUCUUCUUCUUCCAAUUUGAGUUACAAUAAUGAUUAUAAGAUCAUACCAGAUGUAUUACAUAUUCAAGGUAUUAACAUCUAUAAUGAAAAAGAUAAACAACCAAGUUUUACAAAUGAGUUCAAUAUUCUUACAAGUCAUCUGUUACAGAAUACAUCAUUGGUUAACCGUAACAAUGUUAAUAAGUUCUUCUACUUGGAGUUGCAAUUUGAUAAAGAUCAAUCAAUUACCAGACCAUAUAGAAUCUAUACUCAAUUUGGUAGAACAGACAAGUUAGAUCAAUCUACUAAACAACAUAGAUACUUUGAAACCAAAGAAGAGGCUAUGAGAGUAUAUUCCUCAAUCUAUAAUGUAAAGACAUCGGAAGAGAAUGGAUAUCAGUUGGUCAAUGUUGUAGAAUCCAAUAUUGGUUCCGAUCGAAAGCUAGCCUUAAGUAAUACAAAGAAUAGUGUUGCAACUCAUUUCGAUGAAGACAUUGAAAACAAUACAUUGCGAACCUACAUUUCGAAGGAUGUCUCCAAUUUGGUUGAAAGAAUCUACUCAGAGGCAUCAAAAUCACUCUCAAAGAGUAACUACUCUGUUCAUAUCACCAAACAAGGUUUGUCAACUGCUCUCGGUGUUCUCACUCUAAAGCAAUUGGAAUCGGGUGCUGCCAUCCUAAAAUCAAUCAACGAGCUACUCUUCCAAAACAAUGGAAAGAUCAUUCCAGACUCUAGUGACUACAAACGACUUGAAGAUUUAUGCUCCAACUACUACUCGAUCGUUCCAACCAAGAUUGGAAAUAAAGCAUCCGAUAAAUCAAAAGCAAUCAUCACCACCUAUGAAAGUCAUGACGAACACGAGGAGAUGUUACAGUUGAUGAUCGAUCUUUCCAAGGUUGGUAGCCAAAACAAUCAAGACUUUGUAUCGUCUUCUGUUUCAGACAUGCGUUACAAUGCACUGAACGCUACAAUUCACCAUCUACACGCAGACUCGAGCGAGUACAACAUGGUGCUUCGUUCUAUGAUCCAUCUAACCCCAAAACAGGAUUCAAUCCAGGUUGUCAAUAUCUACCGAGUGCAACGUGACGCUGAUGAGCAAUCGUUCAAAGCCUACCAAGAUCUCGAAUCCAUUGGAAAUGAACAAUUCCUAUUUCAUGCAACCAAGUCAUCCAAUUUACUCGGUGUUCUAAGUCGUGGCUUGCAAUUGCCAGACGUCGUAGUCAAACGUGGAUUCUCAAAGAGAACAGACCGUGGAUUCUUGGGUCAUGGAAUUUACUUUUCAAAGACACUGGAAGGAUCACUAAACUAUACUUGUCCAUACAGCGGUAGUUCUACUCGAUCAAUAUUCAUUGCAUCAGUUGCACUAGGUAAAUCGAGCAUACAAACUAAAAUCGAUCCACACAUUUCUCAGGCACCAAAAGGUUUCAACUCUUGUCAUGGUGUACCAAAGUCUUCAACCAACGCAGAUUCACCAUUCACCCACGAUGAAUACGUAAUCUAUAAUAGAUCUCAACAAAAGUUAUCAUAUUUAGUUGAAUUCAAUUAUAAAUAUUAA
This is a messenger RNA of Heterostelium album PN500, 1914 nucleotides long. RefSeq names its product polyADP-ribosyltransferase (gene adprt4). The transcript is spliced from 3 exons. Bases 1 to 1914 code for a protein of 637 amino acids. The record is from RefSeq and is a predicted model, not a curated record. Gene Ontology annotation, molecular function: NAD+ poly-ADP-ribosyltransferase activity. NCBI's taxonomy places the organism in Eukaryota, Evosea, Eumycetozoa, Acytosteliales, Acytosteliaceae.